ACCAGUACAUCAUACUGGGAGCUCAGAGGGACUCACUGGGUCCAGGAGCGGUGAAGUCUGGAGUUGGCACAGCGAUCCUUCUGGAGCUUGCUCGAACCUUCUCUGCCAUGGUGAAGAAAGGUUUCAGCCCCAGGCGCAGUUUGCUGUUUGUCAGCUGGGACGCUGGAGAUUUUGGGAACGUCGGCGCGACUGAAUGGCUGGAGGGUUACCUGUCCAUGCUGCACCUGAAGGCGGUGGCCUACUUCAGUCUGGAUCAGGCUAUCAUGGGUGACGACGUCCUGUCGGCGUUCUCCAGUCCUCUGCUGGUCGACCUGCUGGACGCUGCCAUCAGACAGGUGAUCACUGGCCGAUGGUGCCUGGAGGUUAUUUUUUAGGAUGCGAAUUAUUG
This is a messenger RNA of Plectropomus leopardus (leopard coralgrouper), 388 nucleotides long. The record is from RefSeq and is a predicted model, not a curated record. Lineage: Eukaryota; Metazoa; Chordata; Actinopteri; Perciformes; Serranidae.